AUGGAACUUGAUGGUAAUACAUUAAUAUUCAUUAUUCUGAUAUUAUUCCUAUUUUUUUCAUCACCUGGAGGAAAUGGUGUCACAUCGCAGUAUGAAUUUAACCAACUUCACCUCUUUACACAACAAUUAGAAACAGAAUAUUCGACAUUCCAAAAUUUGACAUAUAAUUCCAACUUUAAAAAUAUUACAGGACUGAAACUGAGUUAUCAUGAUGUUGCAGAAAAUGCGUUAAUUAAUGCUACGUACCCGAUAGAUUCGAAGAAUUAUGAGCAAUGGUAUAACAAUGAGAAUUAUUUGAUUAUGCCGGACGAAAUAACACAAAUAAUUGGUGACAGUAUAUGGAACAUAACAGGUAAUGGUGAAGAAAACAUUUUCCCUCCAAUAAUAACCAGUACAUUAUUAGGUACGAUAACCUUGAAUUCAAACGAUAAAUACAGCAGGUUGAGAAUGCCUUUUGCGAACUUCUAUGAGCCUCCGAGAGAUUUUUCGGAUAACAUACCCCCAGUGGGAGACACUUAUAUGGAUGAUUGGGAAGAUUAUAAUGAAAUUCAUAACGUUACAUUUGCAAAGGGAGAGAUGAAGGUCCAGUUUACACAUGUGGAUAAAGUUUUCACAAGUCUACAGGGAAAGAAAAAGAAAUAUUUUAAUAGUCAAGAUGAAAAUUGGAAGUUACUAAAUGUUAAGGUUGAUUUUACUGAUAAGAAUGAAAAUGAAAAGCACUCGAUAAAUACAUUAGGUGUUUAUGACAUAAAGACUGGUAGGAUUUUAGCCAUGUCAGAAAGUGCAAAGUUCCAUUCAUUGUUUGCUCUCCCUCAUUAUAUGGGCAUAGGGAUGACUAAAGCAGGGCAAAAACAAACAUUUGAGCAAUCCAAGAAACUAAUAAACGAAUAUUGGAAUACGUCUAAAUAUAUAGAUACUCUCACUAUGGGAUAUAUCAAUACGUUGUACGAUGAUGCAAUAGAGAAAUGUGAAUUCAUGAUGUUCUUUCAGUUAAAACCUUGGAACCAAUACAAUAAAGAUCAAUUAAAAAUAAUUGAUGAUGAAUUGAAAUGGCCACUAGGUAGGCCUGCUAAUUUGACACAUGUUCCUGACAUCGUGGUAACGUCAGGAAUGGUCUAUUCCCCUGAUUGUGGGAUUUCAUUGAGUACUAACGAUAUACAUGGUGAAAGAUAUGAAUUGAAAAUUAGAUCAAUUAGAAUCCAUAUGUUAUGUGGUAUAUUUCUAUUUGCAGCACAGAUUUACCUUCUAUUACGACAAAUGCAACACACAAAUACGCCAUCCAGUGUAAAUAAAAUAUCUUUUUACACAUUUUGUAUGAUAAACUUAGUUGAUGGUUGUUUGGCAACACUUUAUUUUAUCUCUGCAACUCUUGUUCCUGAAUUGUACUUACCUUUGGUGAUCAGUGCAUUUGCCUCGUUUAUUUUGGCUUCAAUCUUUGAAACAAGAUAUUUGAUCUCAGUUUAUGCAUCUCAAGUUAAUGAGAGAAAUGUCGGAAUCAUAACUCUGUUAAGAGGUCGUACUGAGGAUCCAGAUGCUGCCAAUGAGAGACCGGUUGUUAUUCCGGAUGAAGCAUCUAUCAGUAGUUCACUCUACGGAAGAUUUGCAUUCACUCUAAUCACAUUUACAUUUUUGAUUUUAAAUUCUAUGUCAUGGCCAAGACACUUUAGAAUAAUAUUUGAAUACUCAGCUAUUUUCAUUCUAAACUCAUAUUGGUGGCCCCAAGUCUUUAGAAAUGCCAUAAAGGGUAUACCUUCUAGAAGAGAAAGAGAACGGAUCGAAAACUUGGCUAAUAGACGACAAAACAAAGUGCCAUUAUUAUGGAAAUUUAUUAUUGGUACUACAUUUAUUAGGACGUUACCAAUUAUUUAUUUCUUCACUUAUUCUUCCAAUAUUUUCAGACAUCAUAAGGAUACGAGGUUUGUAGUGAUUUUAUCGCUGUGGCUAUUAUUCCAAAUCGUAGUGUUGUAUUCUCAGGAUAUUCUAGGGGCACGUUGGUUCUUAUCACAACACACUAUCCCAGAAGGAUACUCAUAUUUCAAACCAGUUUCCUUAGCACUGUUAAAGGAACAUGGUGAUAUUGAUGACAUGGCAGAUACGGCAAACAAGGGAUCCUCUGGUGAUCACCCACAUAACAUCAUCGCCAAAGUUGAUUGUGCUAUAUGUAUGUCAGAGGUGCCUGUAUAUGUGGAAGAGUUACCUGAAACCCAUGGUGUCGAUAUUCAUGAUUACAUGGUGACACCUUGUAAUCAUAUAUUCCAUACGCUAUGUUUAGAAAACUGGAUGAGUUACAAAUUACAAUGUCCAGUGUGUAGAGCACCACUUCCUCCAUGUUAG
Maudiozyma barnettii is the source of this 2334-nucleotide messenger RNA. It is a transcript of the gene TUL1, whose product is annotated as ubiquitin-protein ligase TUL1. NCBI's taxonomy places the organism in Eukaryota, Fungi, Ascomycota, Saccharomycetes, Saccharomycetales, Saccharomycetaceae. Gene Ontology annotation, molecular function: zinc ion binding. The transcript has a single exon. The record is from RefSeq and is a predicted model, not a curated record. The coding region runs from base 1 to 2334 and encodes 777 amino acids.